This is a messenger RNA of Pyrgilauda ruficollis (rufous-necked snowfinch), 1137 nucleotides long. Its product is annotated as translation initiation factor IF-2-like. The coding region runs from base 271 to 1137 and encodes 288 amino acids. The record is from RefSeq and is a predicted model, not a curated record. The transcript is spliced from 2 exons. NCBI's taxonomy places the organism in Eukaryota, Metazoa, Chordata, Aves, Passeriformes, Passeridae.
UUAGAAAAGAGGGCUGAGGGGAGGAAGUAAGGGUUAGGAGGGGGCAACCCCGUAUCUCCCAGACCAAAGCUGCUGCAAAAUAAAACUCUGGUUUCCCUGGUAGUGCCAAAUGCAUCCUGAAAAGUGACAGCAGGAACCUGGCCCAGUGAGUUUCGGUGUCCAUGGCAAAAAGCCGGACGUCAUAUUCAGUGGCCAUCUGUUUCCUCCAGUUCCGAAUGCCGCAGGAUACCUCCCAGACUCAAACUAAUACCACAGACAACUCGGGCUGCCAUGACGGUCCCAAGCGCCUCCUGCAAACUGACAUCACGAACCUGGGCUGGGAUUGGCAAGAUGAAAUUGAAAAGGGAAAGGAGAAAAGUCCCCGCUACAAAUCCACACGAGCUCACCUGUUCAGCUGCUGCUUCCCGGCACGAAGCUUUGUCCCUCGGCAUCUCCUUUGAGCAAUGCUCACCGUAUCCAAGCGCGUAUCCAGGUGUUCCCGCAGACCCCCUGAGAAGCUCUCACCGUCCUUCCACGGUGGAAGCCCCGAGAGCCCCCCAUAAACCCCUCUACUCAGCAACUCCAUGCAAAACGGAGCAGAGGCGCCCAGCACGACCCCCCUCAUUCCCCACCCACCUGCUCCUCCACCGCCGUGUGGCUCCCUCUCCUCGGGACCUUGGGGUGCCCCAAAUGACAUCAGAGCCCCGAGUCUUCACCCCCUUUUCCUCACCCCCAAAGAAGGCACAGAACGAGUCUAACUGCCCUGGACAGCAGCGCAGCGCUUCCUUCAAGCCCUUUCCACGCGUACAUCCCCCCAGAAAGGGACUCCGCCGCAACAAGAAAGGGGAGGCAGCCCCCAGAAGGGCUCAAGCUCCUCCCCAGCCUCGCUGUCACCGGGAGAGGGAGCGGCAGGGACGGCAGGCACGGAGCGGGGGCCGCUCUCAGCGGGAUGUCGGGAAAGCCGCAGGUCCGGCAGUGCCGGGCGGUGUGUCUGACCGGCAUGGGGGAUCCGCCGAGACCCCCCGGCCCCGUGCAGGGGCCGAGGGGCGCCGGGCUCCGGCCCUCUGGGCUUUAUUCUCCGGCGCCCCGCGGCUGCGGGCAAAGAAGGAAAGGGAGGACGGGAACAGAGAAGGGAAAGCAGGGGAUGAGAAACGGUAG